Gongylonema pulchrum is the source of this 177-nucleotide messenger RNA. The record is from the annotation of a GenBank genome assembly. NCBI's taxonomy places the organism in Eukaryota, Metazoa, Nematoda, Chromadorea, Rhabditida, Gongylonematidae.
AUGGACGAUUGUGGUACUUGCGACCGCUGUAUUCACAGGCCGUGUAUUGCUGAGAGCAAUCGCGAGUACGAGGAGCACGGAGUGAUCGGCAAAGGUGCCUAUGGUAUCGUGUACUUAGUCACCCAUGUACCAAGCAAUAAACAGGUUCUUUUCUUUUUUCCGAUGAAUUUCCGAUGA